CAAGAAGUAGAGGGGAGGGGUAAACAGAGAGACGUGGGAGAGUAGAGACUGAGACUUGUCCUGAAUGAGAAACAGCCAGAGCUAGAGAGACCGUCAGCCUACUGCGAGACAUUCCGGGACACUGCGGGCAGCGGGGAGACAGCAGACAUGUCAGGCAACGGGAUACAGCCCCGAGCGCUCAAAUAUGAGCAAACGCUGAUGUAUGGGCGCUACACUCAGGACCUUGGAGUUUAUGCUAGAGAAGAGGCUGCUCGGAUUCGCCAAGAGAGAGAACAUCACAAACCAGGCAGAGAAGAACAGCCGCGGGUGGCUGAACUGAGGGAGUACGAUGAGAGCCGUUGUGCCAAGUGUAAAAUCUUCUGCGUGCACUCUCAGCGGCUUGUGCUCUCUCGUAUUGGGGAGGACUGGAUAUUUCUUAUUCUCCUGGGUUUACUGAUGGCUCUGGUGAGCUGGGUCAUGGACUUCACAAUUGCUGUUUGUUUACAAGCUCACAAGUGGAUGUACGGUGGUUUGGACAGUAAUGUUUUCCUGCAGUACUUGGCCUGGGUCACGUAUCCCGUCGUCCUCAUCACUUUCUCUGCAGGAUUCACACAGAUCUUGGCUCCUCAGGCUGUGGGUUCUGGCAUACCAGAGAUGAAGACAAUCCUGCGUGGUGUGGUACUUAAGGAAUAUCUUACCCUGAAAACAUUCAUUGCCAAAGUGAUUGGUCUGACUUGUGCCCUCGGGAGUGGAAUGCCACUAGGAAAAGAAGGCCCGUUUGUGCAUGUUGCCAGUAUGUGCGCUGCUCUGCUCAGCAAGUUCAUGUCUCUGUUUGGUGGAAUCUAUGAAAAUGAGUCUCGUAACAUUGAGAUGUUGGCUGCAGCCUGUGCUGUUGGAGUUGGAUGCUGCUUUGCUGCCCCCAUUGGAGGAGUCCUGUUUAGCAUUGAGGUCACCUCCACAUUUUUUGCUGUACGAAAUUACUGGCGUGGUUUCUUUGCUGCAACCUUUAGUGCUUUCAUAUUCAGAGUCCUCGCUGUGUGGAACAAAGAUGAAGAGACCAUCACUGCAUUAUUUAAAACUCGUUUUCGUCUGGACUUUCCAUUUGACCUGCAAGAACUUCCAGCGUUUGCUGUGAUUGGGAUUGCCAGUGGAUUUGGUGGUGCUCUGUUUGUCUAUCUGAAUCGUAAGAUCGUAGAAUUAAUGAGGAAGCAGAAAGCAAUUAACAAAUUUCUCAUGAAGAAGCGACUGCUGUUUCCUGCUUUGGUGAGCUUGCUCAUAUCCACUCUGACUUUCCCUCCUGGAUUCGGACAGUUCAUGGCUGGUCAGCUGACCCAAAAAGAGACUUUGGUAACACUGUUUGAUAACACUACAUGGGCUCAGCAAGGAGUCUCUGAGGACUUCAUGUUCAGGGGGGCCUCCAGUGCCUGGAAAAACCCUAGAACUAAUGUGUUUGUCACUCUGGUGGUGUUUAUCUUAAUGAAGUUUUGGAUGUCUGCUCUGGCCACCACAAUUCCUGUACCCUGUGGGGCAUUCAUGCCAGUGUUUGUGAUUGGUGCAGCAUUUGGCAGGCUGGUUGGCGAGAGUAUGGCUGCCUGGUUCCCAGAUGGCAUUCACAGUGAUGGUAGCACAUACCGAAUUGUACCUGGUGGUUACGCAGUUGUCGGAGCCGCAGCACUUUCUGGAGCUGUCACACACACUGUGUCCACUGCCGUCAUUGUGUUUGAGCUAACAGGGCAGAUUUCCCAUAUCCUUCCAGUGAUGAUUGCAGUCAUUCUGGCAAAUGCAGUGGCUCAGAGUCUGCAGCCGUCCCUUUAUGACAGUAUUAUUCGCAUCAAGAAGCUGCCCUACCUCCCAGAACUGGGGUUUGGCCAUCAGGAGAGGUACAAUGUGCGGGUUGAGGACAUAAUGCUGAGAAACAUUCCCUUUGUGACACUGAACACCAAGUACCGGGAACUACAGGAACUGCUGACAGACUGUCGCAUGAAGAACUUGGCAUUGGUGGAGACAGCAGAGUCCAUGGUGUUGCUGGGCUCCAUUGAAUGCUCUCAGCUGGUCUCUUUGCUGCGGUUUCAGCUCAACAGAAAGCGUCGCCUGCAGCAGCUGCGAGAGAAGGAAAGUGGGGGAAGAAAAGAUAUAGAGAGCACUGUGCGAUUCCAGAUAGCCACAGAGGAAUCCACAUUUUCCCCACCUCGAGUAGGCGAAAGCCGGAAGCCCCUUAAACCAGCCCUGAAACGUAACCAGAGUAGCCUGACUGAUUAUUCACAAGAUGAUACUGAUAACUCAGUAGCUGCCCUGAAAAAUAUAUUAUGUGCCAAAGAUUUCAGUGAAGAUGUGGAGUCUUCCCAGAGUCCUGCGUCUCCCUCAAAGCCUAAACCCAAACGGAAACAUCUGUUUUGUAAGGGGGAAGACAUGGAUGAGAUAGACACAAUGACACAGUCACAGAUUUUAGAGUGGGAGGAGCUUCAGCUGGAUGAAACAAUGAAUUUCAGUAACUGCAAGAUUGACCCUGCUCCAUUCCAGCUGGUGGAAAGAACAUCUCUACAUAAAGCACAUACAGUUUUCUCCUUGCUGGGGAUGGACCACGCAUAUGUAACUUCCAUAGGAAGACUCAUUGGAAUGGUGACUCUGAGAGAGCUCCGUAAGGCUAUUGAGGGCUCGGUGAACGCAAAGGGUGCUAAAGUGCGCCCUCCUUUGGCCAGUUUCAGAGACAGUUUCACAAGUAGUAGUGAGACGGAGACCACCAAUGUCAAUAAACUUUGGGAAAGAAGCCGACGACACCUGCUGCCUCGUGAGUCCAGCCCAUCUGAUAGUGAUGAUAAGUGAUCUUAAUCUGAACUCAUUCAUUAGCCAACCUGCACUUGGGGGAUUCUGGAAUCUGACAUCAGUACUUCCUUCUGUGUCGCACAGCAAAUCUGAAGUACACUGCUGAGCAACUUAAUAGGAGUCUUCCAUUGCAACUCCAGGGGAGUAGCAGGACCUGGGUAAUUAUGACAUGGCCUUUAUUGGCCUUCUCUCCAGAAGUGCUUUCGAGCGUCUCAAUGACAUGAACUCUCCACCUGUAAUGAUCACAGGAAGUGAGUGCAAUCUGGCACAGGCAUGAUAACACAGUGACUGGACAGGAACUGGACUGCAAGAAAUUUGUAGCCAUACUUUUUAUUCUCUGGUUGCUACAUGCUGGACAUGAAGGGUUAACACUGGUACUAAUUUUAUGUAUGUAUUAUAUUAAAAUAAAUUAAUGUUG
Messenger RNA from Pseudophryne corroboree (corroboree frog), 3220 nucleotides. It is a transcript of the gene CLCN2, whose product is annotated as chloride voltage-gated channel 2. Gene Ontology annotation, biological process: transmembrane transport; chloride transport. The coding region runs from base 148 to 2802 and encodes 884 amino acids. NCBI's taxonomy places the organism in Eukaryota, Metazoa, Chordata, Amphibia, Anura, Myobatrachidae. The transcript has 24 exons. Gene Ontology annotation, molecular function: voltage-gated chloride channel activity. The record is from RefSeq and is a predicted model, not a curated record. Gene Ontology annotation, cellular component: plasma membrane.